Messenger RNA from Gambusia affinis (western mosquitofish), 1870 nucleotides. It is a transcript of the gene tbx16, whose product is annotated as T-box transcription factor 16. Gene Ontology annotation, cellular component: nucleus. The record is from RefSeq and is a predicted model, not a curated record. Gene Ontology annotation, biological process: cell fate specification; positive regulation of DNA-templated transcription; regulation of transcription by RNA polymerase II. NCBI's taxonomy places the organism in Eukaryota, Metazoa, Chordata, Actinopteri, Cyprinodontiformes, Poeciliidae. The transcript is spliced from 8 exons. The coding region runs from base 135 to 1601 and encodes 488 amino acids. Gene Ontology annotation, molecular function: DNA-binding transcription factor activity, RNA polymerase II-specific; RNA polymerase II cis-regulatory region sequence-specific DNA binding.
CACAUGAGACGAGGGGGUGGGGGGUGGACGGCGGGGGGGCAACAUUUUUGGAUUUAUCCAACAUUUGGAUUGCUCGUCAUCCUUUCAUGCAUAGAAAUCCCAAACUUCUCCUGUCUGGCCACUGAAACCGGAAAAUGCAGUCCAUCAGGGAGCUGAAGUCCAACUUCAGCGGUCCACCUCCUGCCUCCAUGGGCACUGGCCCUGAAGCCUAUCUUCAGGGCAGCAUCAGGAUGACUCUGGAAGACCUUGAACUAUGGAAGACAUUCCAUGAAAUUGGAACGGAGAUGAUAAUCACCAAACCGGGCAGGAGAAUGUUCCCACACUGUAAAGUGAAUUUAUCUGGUCUUAUUCAGUGUGCCAAUUACAUCUUACUGGUUGACAUGGUUCCAGAGGAUGGCUUCAGGUAUAAGUGGAAUAAAGAGAAAUGGGAGGUGGCAGGAAAAGCGGAGCCUCAGCCUCCCUGCAGGACCUACCUCCACCCAGACUCUCCGGCCCUGGGGAGCCACUGGAUGAAGCAAAGCGUCUCAUUCCUCAAGCUCAAGCUCACCAACAACACUCUCGACCAGCAUGGGCAUAUCAUCUUGCACUCAAUGCAUCGAUACCACCCUCGUUUCCACGUUGUCCAAGCAGACGACCUGUUCAGCGUCCGCUGGAGUGUGUUCCAGACUUUCACCUUCCCAGAGACGUCCUUCACUGCAGUCACUGCCUACCAGAACACCAGGAUCACGAAGCUGAAGAUCAAUCACAACCCAUUUGCAAAGGGUUUCAGAGAUGAGGGCACUAAUAAAAAAAGGUGGGUCUCAAUUUCUGCCGAACAUAGCUUGAGAAAUCUUGCUUGUGAAAUUGAUCUAAAAAAGCUGAUGCUUCUCUUAAGGCGUGCAAACAAAAAUCCUGCAUGCAUAGAAAAACGGGCCAAGUUACCAGGUGUGUUGACGGAGGACUCCAAGGACAGCAGUUCACCAGGUUUCUGCCAGUCAUCGUAUGAUGGUUACGAUGGAGAAGAGGGGCGCCUGGCCAAAAGGAAAGACGAGGAUGCUGUAAAGGAAGAGCAAUACUCCCCCUGGGGCGCUGAGAGACAGCAGGGUGUGAGGACCGACUCUCCCGCUGGGGCGGACACAAGCGAUAUCUACAACACGGAGCAGCUCGUUCCCGCUGCUGCAUCUUACCAGCCGUACAGGGCCCAUGAGUACGGAAAGUCUCCGUCCCCCUCCUCCAGCGUCGGCAGCAGCGUCACCGGAUCUGGACGGAGCAGCUACGAGUCCAGAGUUCCCGACAUUGCCACUGUCGCCGAUCACAACUCCUCUAAGCCUGGCCCUUCCCACUGCGGACCCCAGCCCCUGCCGGGCCCCCAGGACUACAGCGGAGUUCUGAACAUGACCAUGGCCCAGGCCGGCAAGCCAGGGGUCAUCGGCCACCACAUUUACAGCCCCUACAGCACGGAACAGCCGCUGGGCCAGUGGAGCGGGCCAGGACCUGCACAGUAUCCCCCUCCUCAUCCUCUGACCGCCGACUACACCGCGCAAGCGGUGCAUCAUGGCUAUCACCAUGGCAACGUGGGCGAAUGGAGCCAAUAUCCGCUGUUCUCUUACUCCUGCUGGUGAGCAGGCUCUUCAGUGUCAAAUGAUUGAGAGCUUAUUAAAUCUGACGGCUGAUGUGAGGUGCACAGACCUGACAAUGCAUGCCCCAAACAACGCUGAAGGCCUGACACUCACGGCAAGAGGAAGGUUCUGAAAGGAGAAGAAAUGUGGCCCAGCGGGCCUCAACUUUCAGGAGACACUGAAUCUCUCCAAACCUUGGAGCCCUGCAGGAUGACCGUCCCCGUCUAUUUAUUUCGUAUUUUGUCUCAUCUACAGCAUAAAUAUUAUUUUUG